AUGUUUACUUUCUGCUUACUGGUUUUCCUGCAACUGUCAACGUUGACUACAGCUCAUCCUGGCAGUCAUGAUGAAAGUGCUUACUUUCGGUCUCUUAUUUCAAGUAGUCUCGUUCAAGAGGCAAGGCAAAAGCUGGCCCGAUGUUCCGACCAUAUCAAGCGCAGUGGCAUCGAUACUCGCGCUGCUGCUCGCCGGAGAGCGAUAGUGAAUUCGUAUCGCGGUAUUUCUGAUGCUGGAGGUCUCUUCAAGUCGAUCCGCUCUUCCGUUUUCCAAGAAGUGCUAUCCUCGUCUGAGAGCCCGCCUUGUCUGCUUACUCCCGAGGCCACAAUUGGCCCUUUCUGGGUUGAUGGCGAGCUGAUCCGAUCCAAUGUCACUGACGGGGAGCCUGGAAUUCCACUGGUCUUGGACGGUGAAUUCAUCGAUAUACACACAUGUGAGCCUGUUGAGGACGUAUAUUGGGAAAUAUGGAACUGCAAUGCCACCGGAAGCUACUCGGGUGUUGAAGACUUCGGCCACCACCACGAUGGCCAUGACUCUAAUCUCGACAAGACAUAUCUUCGAGGCAUACAGCGAACUGAUAAAGACGGAGCUGCUCAGUUUAUUACCGUAUUUCCUGGUCACUACCCUGGUCGUGCAACGCAUAUUCAUGUUCUAGCGCAUGUUGGGGCCACUGUUCUGCCCAACAAGACUGUGACUGGAGGCCAAGUCGCUCAUAUCGGUCAGCUAUUCUUUGACCAGAACUUGAUCGCGGCUGUUGAGUCCACUGCUCAUUAUAAGACAAACAACGUCCGCAUCACGCCAAAUAUCAAGGAUGGCAUCUUCAAUGACGUGAACAGUGCUAGUGGCUAUGACCCCAUCUUGAGUUAUACUCGCCUCGGCCACUCACUGGAGGAUGGCAUUCUGGCUUGGACUACCAUGGGGAUUGAUUUAUCAGCCAGCUACAAAGCGGAAUCUGCUGCGACUCUCACAGAUCAUGGUGGUGUGGCUCAUUUCCAUGGCUGGCUUCCUCAUCAGCCUGGCACAAGAGAGAUCCUUGUGGGAGUGCUAGGCCUAGGCCUUGUUUUCUGGCUUGCUCGUUCAUUCCGCCAAUUCUGUGUGAGGUCCGCCUAG
Penicillium daleae is the source of this 1110-nucleotide messenger RNA. RefSeq names its product intradiol ring-cleavage dioxygenase. Lineage: Eukaryota; Fungi; Ascomycota; Eurotiomycetes; Eurotiales; Aspergillaceae. The transcript has a single exon. Gene Ontology annotation, molecular function: oxidoreductase activity, acting on single donors with incorporation of molecular oxygen, incorporation of two atoms of oxygen; ferric iron binding. The record is from RefSeq and is a predicted model, not a curated record. Bases 1 to 1110 code for a protein of 369 amino acids.